Exaiptasia diaphana is the source of this 2247-nucleotide messenger RNA. RefSeq names its product U3 small nucleolar RNA-associated protein 4 homolog. The coding region runs from base 91 to 2247 and encodes 718 amino acids. The record is from RefSeq and is a predicted model, not a curated record. The transcript has 21 exons. Gene Ontology annotation, molecular function: protein binding; RNA binding. Gene Ontology annotation, biological process: maturation of SSU-rRNA from tricistronic rRNA transcript (SSU-rRNA, 5.8S rRNA, LSU-rRNA). Lineage: Eukaryota; Metazoa; Cnidaria; Anthozoa; Actiniaria; Aiptasiidae. Gene Ontology annotation, cellular component: small-subunit processome; t-UTP complex; 90S preribosome.
AUGGCGGACGGAGAGUAGAAUUCUUGCCUUGAAAACAGCUGAUAUUUUAUAUUGAACUGGUGUUUUGAUCGUCAAUUUAUAGUAAAAAAGAUGAAGUUUAAGGUUCAUAGAGUACGUUUUGUGGAUCAUAAACCCCAGGCCAUCCACUGCCUGGCGUUUGAAGAUGUGAAAUUCAGACCCCGUCUUGCUCUUUCGAGAGCUGACAGUAGUAUCGAAAUUUGGUGUCCAAGGUACAACUGGUCUCAACAGCUGAUCAUUCCAGGCUGUUCUGRUACUUCUGUAGAAUCACUAGUCUGGUGUGGAAACAGGUUAUUCUCUGGUGGUCUUCAUGGCGAUAUUACAGAAUGGGAUCUUGGCCGACUAGCACCCAAGGCAAUAUCUGGCUCACUGGGAGGAGCUGUGUGGAGCUUAGCUGUCAAUCAUGCCAAGACACACCUUGUGGCUGGUUGUGAAGAUGGCUCAACAAGAYUAUUUGAAAUACUACCAGAUGGCRGGUUGYUAUACRUCAGAUCUUUAGAUAAACAAGAAAAUAGAAUACUGUCUCUUAGUUGGCAUGUUAGYGACAAAAUUCUAGUUACUGGUUCAUCUGACAGUACAGUGAGAAUUUAUAAUAUUAAAACUGGACAAUGUACAUUAAGAAUUACUAUGGAAGAAUUUGAGACCAGAAGUACAUUGAUAUGGAAUGUCUAUAUAACAAAAAAUUUUACCAUAAUAACAGGGGAUUCUCUUGGUAAUACUCAGUUCUGGGAUGGAAAAACAGGGACCCUUGUUGAGAGUUAUAAAGCGCACAAAGCUGAUGUUUUGUCCUUYUGCAUCAAUGAGGGAGAGGAUACUCUAUUUUCAUCAGGAGUUGAUAGCAAUGUUGUGAGGUUCAAACUSACUGAAAGACCUGGACAUAAGCCAAAAUGGUUCAAGACAACUGCAAUGAGAAUGCAUACACAUGAUGUCAGRGCUUUGGCUAUACUGGAUUCAAAAGAUUUACUGGUAUCAGGAGGUGUUGACACAAAUCUUGGUGUGUACUCCUUAUCUAAGUUUACAGAAGCUAGCCAYAGAAGGAUUUCAUCAUUCCCACAACACCCUAUAAUCAGUCUCGCAUCAGAUGUGAAUAUCUUAAUGUACCAAUGGCAUGGAUUCUUGCAAUUCUGGAGACUCGGAUCAACAGAUAAAGACAGUACGGUACUUCAGUCGCAUCCUUUGCAGUUACUGCAAAUCAAUGCUAAGGGAGAUAACCAURUUAUGUGUAGUGCAGUGUCAUCUUGUUCAAAGUGGGUUGCAUACUCUGAUAUUGAGCACAUCAGUCUCUUCUCUGUGAGCAUGACAUCAGAGAGCAAGGAAAACUUCAAAGUGUCCAGAGUGYURCCGCUUCCUCCUGACCUUUUACCAGCACAAAGAAUGUGUUUUACUAAAGACGUUACAAUGUUAGUUUGCGCUACAAACCAGCACUCAAUACAGAUUUUGGACCUCAAUGAUGAAAUCACUCUAAACACGACUCUACAUUUGCCAGGAAACGAAAAAGAUCUUCCUGCAAUGCGACUGCUGGCAGUCUCUGAUGAUGGCAAAUGGACAGCCUGUGUUGAUAGUAAAAACGCCGUCAAUGUCUUCAACAUAAAAAGUGCCAAGCACCACUCCACACUUCCUACCUUCGAUAGCCAUGUCACAGCUAUGGCAUUUCAGCCUGGAACACAGUUCUUGGCUAUUGUAUGCGCUGAUAAACAGGUAUACAUUUAUAAUACUAGUGAAAGCAAGCUCACAGACUGGUCAAAGCAAKCGUCAAACAAUGGUUUACCCAAAGAUUGGACUCGAAGAUAUAGUAAGAUUGUCAACGUCGCUUUCAGUCCCUUAGAUGCAGACUUGAUGCUUCUACAGGACCACGAAAUGUUCACUGUGAUAAACCUGAAAAAGCCAUUACCAGAUCCAGAUAUUGUUUUAUUCAAGAAAUCUCAACAAGAUGCCAAUCGCAAAAGGACAGCAAGUUCUUCACUGGACGAGAAGGCAAAGGGAGCAAAAGAGGACGGAAAAGGCAAACAAAMAAAUAAGAAAAAGAAAGGCGGAAAGAAAAAAGAGCAGGAAGAAGAAGAAUGCAAAGAUUCAAGCGAGGAUUCUUUUAAAAUUUGUCAGAAAUACGAGUCGUUGUUGUAUACUGGUUUUGUCCAAGACGGCUCAUUAGUGGUAGUGGAAAGACCGUGGAUGAAAGUAUUGGAAUCGUUACCUCCGACGCUUUACCGAAAACGAUACGGAAAAUGUUAA